AUGGGCGGAAUGGGCCGUCCUUUCAUAAUUUUUGAUUGUUUGAUAAAUAAAGCAAUUGUGAUGGCUGAGGAUACGACUGCCGACGCGACAAGACGACUAAAUGUGAAGAAACAGACGUUGGACGAUGCUUACGCCGCGCCGGCUAACUUUCUGGAAAUCGACGUGGUGAACCCAGUAACUACGAUGGGUGUCGGGAAAAAACGCUACACUGAUUACGAAGUUCGUAUGAGGACCAAUCUCCCCGUGUUCAAAGUGAAAGAGUCGAGUGUGAGGCGGCGGUACAGUGAUUUCGAAUGGCUCCGAAAUGAACUUGAAAGGGACAGUAAGAUAGUAGUGCCACCUCUGCCAGGCAAAGCCUUAAAGAGACAGCUUCCUUUCCGUGGAGACGAUGGCAUUUUUGAGGAAGAAUUCAUUGAGGACCGUAGGAAAGGUUUGGAAGUAUUCAUAAACAAGAUAGCAGGCCACCCCCUGGCCCAAAACGAGAGGUGCCUUCAUAUGUUUCUGCAAGAGCCCACAAUCGACAAGAACUACGUGCCAGGCAAGAUACGGAACCCAUAAUAAACUGAGUUGAGCUACGAACAUUGAGACAAUUCUUCUUUCGUGAACCCAAGAGCCUAUGCACACACCGUACAAGCGCGUGAUUUGUAGAGAUAAUUUAGUUUUGUUUGUUAAUUUCAGUAAAUUUUUGAAAUGAAGCAACUAUAUGAAAUUCUAAGUGUAAACUCCAGUGGAGUAUAUAAACUUCUUGCUUGCAAUCAUUAACUUA
Molecule: messenger RNA, 766 nt
Organism: Hyposmocoma kahamanoa
Lineage: Eukaryota; Metazoa; Arthropoda; Insecta; Lepidoptera; Cosmopterigidae
Gene: Snx3
Product: sorting nexin-12
Exons: 5
Coding region: 1-558 (185 amino acids)
Biological process (GO): endocytic recycling; late endosome to Golgi transport
Cellular component (GO): early endosome membrane; retromer complex
Molecular function (GO): phosphatidylinositol-3-phosphate binding
Source: RefSeq, a predicted model, not a curated record